CCCCACCUCAAAAAUGCGGCUGAAAAAAAGUUUGUGGUGGUGAAAGUAUGGCUCAUUUACCGAGCAUAAAUCCUUUCUACGAGCCACCGAAGUCGUUAGAUCGACCUGACAUUUGUAAUGUGGAUGAAUUGGCGGGAGACGCACCUUAUGUGACCGAAAUUUGUUUUGGUCCGAGUAGUUCCAGUUCGAAAUCGAUAACAACAGAUGACGAAAAUGAAGACACCUUGGAGCCUGUGUGGCAGCAGUACAUAGACCUGAGGGGGGAACUGUUUUACCUGGAGUCAGAGGAUAGCCCAGGUGUGUCUCACCAGUCCAACCACACCCCAGAUAAUGGCAGGAAGCACUCCCACACAAAUGGCUCAGCAAUUCCCACCGAAAACAACCACCACCCGACAAACAGGAAUCUCGCUAAUUUACCCGAAAGAACAACAUUGUCAGAUAGAAACGGUUAUAACCAUCACAAUGUGGUCAGUAAGCCAAAGAAACAGAAAGAAGUGCUCAUUAUGGCAAACCCGAGAAACUGCCAAGGUGUUAGCAAUGAGGAUAAUGGUGUGAUGUAUUGUGAAAAGUUGUUUGGGAUUAUACUAUGUCAAUACAGACCACGUGUCCCUAAUGGAGGGCUGGAGGACUAUUCCAGGGUUAAGAGGGACAGGAAACUGAUUGUUCAGGGUGUGGUGACUGGCAGCGAGGCUGAGAAAUCUCGUCAGAUAUACAGAGGUGACAUGCUGUUAUGUGUGGCUGAUGUCGCGGUCUCAUGGAAUAACUUAGAUAAUGUGUUACGCUCUAUUUCCAGACCGUCUCAGGUAAAAUUGACCUUCCAGUCACCAGUGGUGGUAGGUCCUAGUCCAGUCCAGCCUCAGGAACCCGUUCCCCUGCCCACACCUAGUCCUGGUGACCACACUUUGUUGAAGGCAUUACUAGGGGAGGCAACACCCUUCUCCAGUCCCUCCCUACAGAAGCUACCUCAUGCUGUACUCUACCUGUCACUGGACAGCAAGUCAGAAUCCUUAUCCAGCAAGGAGGACAUUGUGUACCAGUUCCCGCGCCAUGACAGUAAGCUGGUUGAGCUGAGGGGAGUGUUCCUCACACUCUGUAGUAUACUGAUAGAGGUCACCAAUAACUCGGCCAGACAUUCCACAGUGCUAUGGGAGAACCAUGUAGUCAAUAUUGCUUAUCACAAAGAAGGACGAGAUGUCUUCGUCCUGGCCUUGCCGGCCAAAGUAGUGCCGUUACAUCAUUUAAACCAUAUCUUGUCAGAUACCAUCAGGAUACUGAAGGUGUCCUUCGGCUCUGUUGUCAGCACGUCCCGCAGUUUCCUGGACGUCCUGUCUGGGGUGCGCUGGCUGCAGCUGGAAGAUGAAUCAAAGGGAUUUUUAUGUUGCAAUCAUUUACCACCUGAAGACUUCCAGGAUGUGUACCUGUUCCUAAAGUACAACUGUGUGUUAGCAUACACAUCCGAGUACAAGGUGCGGCACUUGGUGCUGUGGCACGAGCUCUUUCCCACGCGACGAUCUCACACCACUGAAGAGAACAGUGUCCCCGGUUACACGGAGCCUGAUGCUCGCUACUUCCUGCUGGUCGUGGGAAUGGUAAAAUUGACCUUCCAGUCACCAGUGGUGGUAGGUCCUAGUCCAGUCCAGCCUCAGGAACCCGUUCCCCUGCCCACACCUAGUCCUGGUGACCACACUUUGUUGAAGGCAUUACUAGGGGAGGCAACACCCUUCUCCAGUCCCUCCUACAGAAAGCUACCUCAUGCUGUACUCUACCUGUCACUGGACAGCAAGUCAGAAUCCUUAUCAGCAAGUAUUGAGGACAUUGUGUACCAGUUCCCGCGCCAUGACAGUAAGCUGGUUGAGCUGAGGGGAGUGUUCCUCACACUCUGUAGUAUACUGAUAGAGGUCACCAAUAACUCGGCCAGACAUUCCACAGUGCUAUGGGAGAACCAUGUAGUCAAUAUUGCUUAUCACAAAGAAGGACGAGAUGUCUUUGUCCUGGCCUUGCCGGCCAAAGUAGUGCCAUUACAUCAUUUAAACCAUAUCUUGUCAGAUACCAUCAGGAUACUGAAGGUGUCCUUCGGCUCUGUUGUCAGUGCAUUCCGACAUCGUGAGAAUUUCCCCCAGUGUGACCAGGUCUUCUCGUUGCUGUUCCACCGCAUGUUACAGAGCCAGGAGAUGUACCUGCUGGGGCUGAACUACGAGCAGACGUCCCGCAGUUUCCUGGACGUUCUGUCUGGGGUGCGCUGGCUGCAGCUGGAAGAUGAAUCAAAGGUGGAGUAUGAUAAUAUUUUAAGUGAACUGGAAGCUGGAGAUUUUACCGAUGAUGAUGAAGAAAUAGUAGAGAUGAGAAGAACAUACACAAUGAUGGGUAGCUGUUUAUUUUACAAGGGAUUUUUAUGUUGCAAUCAUUUACCACCUGAAGACUUCCAGGAUGUGUACCUGUUCCUAAAGUACAACUGUGUGUUAGCAUACACAUCUGAGUACAAGGUGCGGCACUUGGUGCUGUGGCACGAGCUCUUUCCCACACGGCGAUCUCACACCACUGAAGAGAACAGUGUCCCCGGUUACACGGAGCCUGAUGCUCGCUACUUCCUGCUGGUCGUGGGAAUGCGUCACACUGUUCUGGCAGUGCUACUGGAGGCUGGUGGGUGUGCAGCCUGGGCUGAUGGACACCCCUCACCUGACCCCUUCUACGUAGAUCAGGUCAAGGCAACUCUCUUACAGCUGGAGGGGGCAGAGCUUACAGAAACCUGUGAGACAAGGCUGCAGACGAUUCCUGGAGGGCCAAGCCUUGUUGGGGCUGACUGGAUGUUAGCUGCCUCUAGUCGUGGAAAGGAAGAACUGUCACAGGUGUCCCCCAUCACCAAGAUACAGAACUCUCCACGCUCAGUGUUAACUCCCAACAAGCACACACCAGAAAGUAACUACAAGUGGAAAGCCAGCCCACAGCUCGACAAAAGACCAGUCUCUUUUGGAGGCGAUAGUGAUGAUAGUCACUCUGUAGGUAACACUGAAACCUCCACCCCCACAGCCUUACGGCGUCAGAGCCACAGGUCAUCUAAUGGCUCUUUGGAGUCGGCUGGGAGUGGGAGUAGUUCGGGGGCACAACGGGGGCGUUCCAGGGGAGGAGGUUUACUAGAUAUGUCCAGCCUGAGCAGAAGUCUGGGCAUGUUACAGGACACCACCCUCAGCAAUAAGAUAACUCGUGGUGUGAGUAACAUUCUGUUCCACUACAUCAGCUUAGAGACACUGGAAGGUGUUUACGUGUGUCCCAGUCAGCAUGAGCUCUCCGUCGUGAAUGGUGCUAUACACAGCCAGGUGCUGUCCAACUUCCACAGGUGUGCUCUACAGAUACACAAACAGUUUGAGUGUGCCAAGCAGAAACAGAUGCAAAGUGUCAGCAAGUUGUACAGAUUCAGCUCACGACAGUUCUACAGUGAGGUGAAGGAGCAGGCUGUGUUAUUUCAGUUCAUGCCUGGGACGUGGAACGAUCCCAAGAAACCACCACCCACACUGGCGUACUGGGUCAUAGGGCGUGUUUUCCCUCCUCCAUACAGUAGAGAGGUGUAUGUGUGUAUCCAUGAUUCAGCCAAUCAGAACCUGGUAGAGAUGGCAUUCUCCUUGUCUUGGGGUGUGGCCACGUGACAGCACCAAUUGUUCUGUUUACAUGUACCCCUACAUGGUGAUGUUUCACAUCAAAGCUUACCCAAAGGUGAUUCACCAGCACUGACUCAGAGGUCCUGAGAAUGAAGGCAAGCGAGGGACAGUUGUAAUGUGACGAGGAAAGCUUGUGGAUAGUCUACUUGUCUUUAGAAGAAGAUGCAAAAGUUUAGAAAUUAAGUUAGCAAAAAUUUUUUUGUCACCAGGUGUUGAUUCGUACUAAAAGUGCUAAUCAAAUACCUUUCUGAGAGGAAGGAAGACUAUUUGUACAAAGGAAAGUGAAGUUUUAAUGUUGAAAUUUGUGGCAAGAAAAAUCAUGCAUUGUCUGUGUGGUUGAGGCAAAUUUUCACCAUAUGAAUUAUUUAAAAACCCAGGUGUUCCUAAGAACCAAAAUUGCUGGAUGGAUAGACAGCAAAAGUACUGUUUAAUCAGCUCUGUUAUCUACUGUUGUUUUUACUGGUAUACACAGUAUACAUUGCCUUUCAGCCACUAGUAUGUGAUUUUGUCAACUGACCAAUGAGAGAAGGCCUGUUAUUUGUUUUUGAGCUUUCUCAAUUACUGUGUAUUUACAUGUACAUAUCUUGAUUUUCAUUGGCUGAUGUGUUAUGAUACAGUUGUACAGUCUGUUAUACCUAUUUGUGGUGUGAUUCAUGUGUGGUUUGUUCUAUUACCCACUGUGCUACUGUCUCCGUGUAAGAUGCUGCAGAUCUGAAGUCUCUACAAAAGUUUACUUUCUUGUUUAGGUACAGUUAUACAUGUAUUUGUACAUGUGUAUGUGUUUUCAGCUGUCAAGAUAUUGAGCUGCCUAUUUGAUAUACAUAAGCGAUGAGUUAUUCAUGAAAUCACUGACAUAAAUUUCAUGUAUUAGUCAUUUCUAAAACUCAUCAACAGAUUUGGUAUCUUUUUUGGUGGAUUUGGUAGUAAAUAUAUUUCAUCUAUACUGUUCACAUUAUUUCAUGAUAAAAAGUGCUAGAAGAAGAAAAUAAA
Messenger RNA from Liolophura sinensis, 4643 nucleotides. Its product is annotated as protein inturned-like. The record is from RefSeq and is a predicted model, not a curated record. NCBI's taxonomy places the organism in Eukaryota, Metazoa, Mollusca, Polyplacophora, Chitonida, Chitonidae. Gene Ontology annotation, cellular component: cilium; cytoplasm. The coding region runs from base 48 to 3641 and encodes 1197 amino acids. Gene Ontology annotation, molecular function: protein binding. The transcript is spliced from 26 exons. Gene Ontology annotation, biological process: nervous system development; vesicle-mediated transport; cilium assembly.